UCUGUCCAUGAUCUCCUGCGACCCGUGGCCAGUAGGGGGCAACAGAUUUCAUUAGCAUGAAGGAGUGGGGUAGGUCAAUGUGAGUGAAUGUUGUAGUAUUCAGGGGGUGCAGAUUACUUGAGAAAUUUUACCAUGAGGACUCUACGAAACGUAGCAUCAGAACUGCACGCUUACUUCGUGCUUUUCAACAGUGUGGAAAUAGCGAGGCCAAUGGAGAAAAACUAAUAGGAUUAUGAGGACAAGAAACCGAGAGCCAACAGAGACACUAGACAAAGGAGAGCACCAUUUCCAUAAAACACUCCAUAACGGAGCAAACAAAGCACAACAACUGUUUUGACACUCACAUUGCUGUCUGGUUGUUGCCAUAUAAACAGGACAGGCUGGACUGAAACCGACACUCCGUGGAUCCGUUGGGAAAGAAAGCUGGAGUGUUCGAAAUUCACUGAUUUACUUCUGUGGAAAUGGGGGAGCAGCCACUAUUCAGCAUGAAGGCUCACGUCUUCCAAAUUGACCCAGACACUAAACGAAAUUGGAUUCCGGCCAGCAAACACGCCGUCACAGUCUCCUUCUUCUAUGAUGCUGGCAGGAGCGUGUAUCGCAUCAUCAGCGUCGGGGGCACUAAGGCGAUUAUCAACAGCACCAUCACACCUAAUAUGACCUUCACCAAAACGUCACAGAAGUUUGGCCAGUGGGCGGACAGCAGGGCGAACACAGUGUAUGGCCUUGGGUUUGCCACAGAGCAGCAGCUUCAGCAGUUCUCAGAGCAGUUUAAAGAGCUUAAGGAGGCUGCACGGCUCGUCCGGGAUAAAUCACAGGAGAAGUUUGAGCUGCUGAGUCCUGGCCUAAACAUCUCUGCUCCACAGCUGUCUCAGGCUCUGUCGGUGGACCGUCAGUCUCCUCCACUGCUUGGUGUCAAUGGCUCUAGUGAGGACAAGUUGUUUCGCAGCAAGAGUGCUGAUAUGAGCAAGUCCAUGGAAAAAGAACAGAUGAGGAAGAUGCUUUCCGAAGGGUCGAUAUGUGAGAGAAACUCGGAAGCAGAGCUGUUUUCUCUUCGGGACAGCAAUGCUAAGCUUGUGGCUGCUCUUCAUGAAGCUAACAACAGCAUUGAACAUUGGAAAAAACAAUUAGCCGAGUAUCAGGAAGAAACAGAUCGCCUCCGAGAACAGGUUGCAGAGUUGGAGGCUCAGAGCGGAGUUUCUGCUUCCAGUGAGAUGGGGAGCGAGGAGCUCACACAGUCUAUGGCCGAGAUGGAGGCUCUUAUCAAAGCUAAAGAUGAGGAAAUAAAGACUCUGCGGGGCAAGAAACCAGAUUUUAGUGAGCUGGAGAAAGAAAAGGAAGAGGCCAGUCAAAGGAUGCAGGACCUGGAAGUGAAGAACUCCGAGUUGGAGAAACGAGUGCAAGCGGCAGAAAGUGCUUUAGCUUCCUCCCAGGAUGCCCAUAACAGGGCGGAGAGUGCGGUGCAGAAGGUCAUCGAAACUUUAGAUGUGAAGAUCUACGACUUAAGCGACCUGCGACAGAACCUAGCCAAGCUCCUGGAGAAAUGACUGCUGGGGUUGGACAAAUAUUGUAUGGCAAAACCACCAAUAUGAGGUAGAUGAGAACUUGUUCUCUACUGGAAUCUUCCCAAGCUGCACAACUCAACGGUUCAUCAAGGUACUAGGCUGGUAGUAAAAACUAGAGAGGUGAUAAGUAGCAUGACAAUACCUGAAUUUAGGACAAUAUUUGCAUCCGCAUUCCACAUUUGCUUCCUGAGAGCUUAAAGCCAUUGGUGUAACUUACAAGGUGUUUCACGCCCAUAGAACAGGGCCUGUUUGAUUAAAAUUGUCAUGAGGAAGACCAUAAAGAACUGUCCACAGCUUUUAGACCUGUUUAUUGGUACUAGAUAUCAAUAUAGUUGAAAUUGUUGUUGAGAUCUGUGAUUGGUUUUGACUAGGUUUCUAGACGAGUAAUUAGAGUAAGACUUUGAACAGAACGUUCUGUAGAUAUAAGCUACCGUUCAAUGUAUUUACCAGUAUUAUUGUUAGAUGCAUAACUAGAACUGAAGAAUAAAAAAAUAUCUCAAUAUUUACAGACACCAGCAUGUCUCUGUUAGGACAUUUAAGUGAUUUGCUGAACUUACAGUUUCUCUUACAUGCCUCAUAAAGUUUGCUGAAGAGCAGCAGGGAAAUCAAAGCACAUAGCACUAACAAAACAUGAUAUUUCUCUUAGUAACAAAUGAUGACAAGAGUGAAUGGUUAACCUUAACUUCCCUUUUUCAUUAACUAAUUUAUUCAUCAUUUUAACUAGUUUGCUGCUGUCUGUUUAAAUAUGUAGGUAGUUAUAAAUCUAAUGCAUUUCUGCAAGGAUCAGCUGGUUUGCAGAAUACUUCAAUUCAAUUUUCACUGUCUGAUUCCAUUAGUUCAGAAUGGCACUUGCAACAACCCUUUAGGAAAAACACUUUAGACUUUUUAUAGACCGCUAUCGUUUUCAAUACGUCAACAUGCAUCUUUAUACCCACCUUUAUACUAUCCUCUUUUUAAAAACAUGUCUUUAGCUUAAACAUUCACUUUAACUGUUGAUUUUUUUUCUUGCUUGGACAUCUGCUCUAUAACCUCAAAGACAUUUGCACAUGUACUAUUUUUCUAUUGUGUGCCUGUUGUUGUUGGUUUUAUAUGAAUUCCCAAUAAAAGUAUUUGCUUUA
Molecule: messenger RNA, 2680 nt
Organism: Megalobrama amblycephala (Wuchang bream)
Lineage: Eukaryota; Metazoa; Chordata; Actinopteri; Cypriniformes; Xenocyprididae
Gene: homer3b
Product: homer scaffold protein 3b
Biological process (GO): G protein-coupled glutamate receptor signaling pathway; regulation of store-operated calcium entry
Cellular component (GO): plasma membrane; dendrite; postsynaptic density
Molecular function (GO): G protein-coupled glutamate receptor binding
Source: RefSeq, a predicted model, not a curated record